GACUAAUAACGGUACUAUGUUGUCCGAUGAUGACGAAAAAGUUGACAAAAAAAACUCUAUGAUGCAAGAUGAGGACGAAAAAGUUAACAGUAAAGAAUUUGCGGCCAAAAAGGACACCGCAAUACAAGAUAAGAACGCGUCUGAAAGUUCUACCGGUCACCAAAAUAGUGAGUUAAACCCAGACGAUAUGGAACUCGACCCAGAAUCUGAAUCUAAUCACGAAUCUGAGCAAGCACCAGAUCUAUGUGAAGCUAUUCCCGGAUUGUAUCGCUUAUUAGACUUAUGCAAAGAUGAAGGAUCGAAUGGUCUUGUGGAUAAAAUUAUAAUUUGGCAACAACACGUGAAACGUCUUUGCAAUGAAUUGGUGCCAAGGAGUUUCAAAUCCAUUUCCAAAAUCGACUAUAAAAAAUUGAAUUCUAAAAGUGUUCAUCUCAUUGGAUGCUAUGGUCGUAAUGAAAUGAUUGCCAAAUUUUUAUUAAAUAAGAACGCUAUUGAUCAAACGAAUUAUAAAUUGUUAAUCGCAUCAUCGUCAAGCCCAAGAAAUGCUUACGGAACAAAUUCAAUUGCAAAUAUGACCUUGCGACCUGGUAUAUAUCUUCUUAAAUUGCCUUUGGUUGAAGCUAAUACGAACCCUUUCGAACAUCAAUUCUUGGUAAUACACUGGAGUGAAGAUGGUUGUUAUGAAGAUUUGGCUUCAUCACAUCUUAAAAAGAAUCUUUCUAAUAUGCAUAGAUAUCUUACGAAACUUACUGAACAUCAAAUAUGCAUAAUGAGUGAAACUGACUUGGAUAAUAUUAACUGGCAAGUAUUCGGAACUGAUGAAGAGGAUCACUCAGCAGAAGAAGACGAUUACGAUGAAAAUGACAUAUGCUACGACUUUGAAGUGAAAAAAAGUCAGGAGCAAAAAGAAAAUUUUGAACUUUAUCCUGGAUUUGAGGUUCAUAUUCCAAAACUCAGCAUACGCGAAAAUAAUUUUGCCAACGGAAGCAUUCCUUUAUAUCCUUUGAUCGUAGAAUCAGUUUCAAAUCAAACAUUCCUUACUCGUGAGAUCCUUCCUGCGACAAAAAAUACUGAGAAAAGCUAUAUAAACUUUAACAGUAUCCAAAAGCUUCACGAUUAUUUUAAAGAUAAACUUGAAACUCAAAAAUGUGCACUUAUCUUAAGUC
Molecule: messenger RNA, 1166 nt
Organism: Ambispora gerdemannii
Lineage: Eukaryota; Fungi; Glomeromycota; Glomeromycetes; Archaeosporales; Ambisporaceae
Source: the annotation of a GenBank genome assembly